Molecule: messenger RNA, 5530 nt
Organism: Spodoptera litura
Lineage: Eukaryota; Metazoa; Arthropoda; Insecta; Lepidoptera; Noctuidae
Source: RefSeq, a predicted model, not a curated record
UCCUAGACAAAGCUAGUCCUUUAGUACUUUAGUCGCCGCACCCAGUUUUGUGGCGGCAUUUGUGCAUUGCAGAUGUCACAAUGUCUUUUGCUAUGUCAUCUCGCCAAUUCCGUAAGGCGAACGGGCAAGCCAACUUGCCCCCGCCUCCGGAAGAUUCAGAUGAAGAUUACCAGCCUUUAUAUGCCCGUCGUCCAACCAGUUCUCAAUAUGCAGGGUUGGCGUUAAGCUCCCACUCUGAGUCCGACCGUAGUUCACGCAGCGAAGAGGAAUUGCAAGAUAGGGCACAAGCACUGCCCGUCCAAAAGAAGAACAUCAAGAAAAAGGGAGGCGGCGGCGGCGGCGGUGGUGGCGCCAGCGGCAGCGGCGGCAGUGGCGGUGGCGGUGGCAAGGGGCGCGUUCGCAGAACACCGGGCGCUGUGGAUGAUAUUGACCGCACAGUUCAAGAAGUGAACGCUAUGCUGGGCUCCCCAUCUGGCCCUCCGCCACCUCCGGCUGGAGCUGCCGCAGCGCCUAAGGUUAACCAUGCCUUGCAGGUACUAACCGUCGAUGCUCGACACUUGAAUGUCACCAAUGAGGUCAGGCGGCUGUUUGGGCCUGACGAAAGCGAGCUUAAUAAACGUGGCCGUAUACAUUCCAGUCGCGCCUUUAUGCUGCGUCGUGUUUUGGUUCACCCCAACAAAGACACUCAGAUUUAUGAGUUUAACAAUAUUGGUCUAUCCAUGAGUAAAUAUAAGGAUAUAAACAAACGAAUGUACUUCGUUUUCAAUCAUAGUGAAACGUAUCAAAAGAUGCAUCGCGCUUAUCUCGCGAGAUAUUCACGUGCUCAAACUUCUGAACUUCUUAUGGGCUUAGAAGAAGCUCGACGUAAUAUGCACGUUGAAGCCUUGUUAGAGAUAGCCGACCGUUUAUUCCGCAUGGAAGAAAAUGGUGUUGCGAACGAAAUCGUGGAGAACCUUGUACUAUUUCUCCAAUAUGUGGCUCACCCACUGUUUAUUCUCUCCCACAACAAUGUCCGACUGGAUUAUAAGUAUAUGGAAAACCGACCAUUCCAUGUGGCCAUGUUGAAGUAUGUGUACUUGCUUUCUAACAAGGCCUGCCACCGCACUGCGCUAGAGAUAGCAAAAAUGAUGCUCCUGUUGGACCCUAAUGAUCCGUUGGCACUGUUAGCUUUGAUUGAUAUCCUUGCUCUGCGCGCCAGGGAGCAUGAAUGGCUGAUUGAAGCAAUCCGCUACUUCGAUCAUCAGCGAGAGGCCAAGCUCCUGUUUAACAUCAAGUACUCCAAUGCUUUGGCUCAUUUCCAUGUCACCAUUAAGAGAAGGGGUGACUUCACGGAGGCAGAUAAGCUUAUGAAAGAGGCUAUUUUAGCUCACCCUCAGGUAUUCGUGCAUAUAAUGGCAUGCUGCGGUGUUUCCAACACUCCCAUUCUCAACCACGCUAUAUUCAAGCGUGAUUUGCAAAACCCAUGGACUCCAGGAGUGGAGGAACUGUUCUUAAUAUAUGCCAAAAUGACUGCUCCACGCUGGAAUGAACCGCCCGUAAUGGGUUGGAUCACAAAAAAUGCUGGGGAGCUCUGCAAGAGCUAUGAUGAAGAUACUACUGUCCGGGAGACUGCUAACAAUUGGGCCGUUAGCCGCCAUGGAUUGUUCCAGGUGUGGCCUCCAGAAUAUCUGCGCCAUAUCUCGGUGCUUUCCUGCAUGUCCAAGCUCAUCAUUGACAUGCCGGUGAACUCGUUCUUCCGGCCCACCUGUGGCUGGGACCCUGUCUUCGACAAGUCGGUGAAUCGUUACGGCUACUCGUACAAGGUCGACCCGCCCCGCAACCUGGGCAUGGGCGGCUCGCCUGUUUACAGGUAUGCUGCUCCGGAUUACGCCUUCGUCCCACAUCACGAGUUCGUGAACCCAGCGUUCCUGCAGGAUUAUCCUCCUGAAUUUGCUCCCGAGUUUUUGCCUCAUGACGCAUACGAGCGCCCCAACGCUAACGACCGCGAUGCUCAGCGCGCCCAAGAACCGAUGCAGCCGCAGGGCAUUCCACCAGCACAGCUGCAGCCACCCGUCCCAUACGUGGGAUUCGAUAUGCCAUACUUCGAGAUCCCGGGGCCGCUACUCGAAGGGCCACUUCCUGGGCCUCAGUUUUGGCUGCCUUUCGACGCACAGGAAAUUCCCCUGCUCGUGCCACGCAAUUUGCCACCAGAGGAGCUUACCAAUGAAACAAUUUUUGACGCCGAGACUGGCUAUAUAAACUACGAUUACGAUGACGACGAAGGAAACUUUGGCUACGAAAGGGAUCUGACCACAGCAAUGGCUUCGGUGCGCCUCGAUGACAACGUCGGUGGCGUUUACUAUCAUAACGCUUUAUUUAAGUAUUUUUUUAGGAAUAUAUUCUUUAUUGUUAAGAUUUUAAUAAUGAUUCAUAGUCAUCCUACGUCGAUAUUUUGUAUAAUAGCGACAGAGUUUUGUGAACGAUUUUCCUUCUGCGGCCUGAGGACUAUCCUAUCGCUAUAUUUAAGGAACGUGCUAUGUCUUCACGAGAACGCUGCGACAGUAGUGUACCACAUAUUUAUCAUGAUGUGUUACACCAUGCCGUUGAUGGGCGCCAUAUUGGCAGACAAUUUCAUCGGAAGAUACAGGGUGAUAUUAUAUUUUUCAAUAAUAUACCUAAUCGGGACGGUGCUGACUUGCUGUUCUGCGAUACCGCCGCUUAUGUUACCUCCAACAACGACAUCUAUGAUUGGGUUGUUGCUCAUUGCAACCGGCACGGGCGGCAUCAAACCAUGCGUAGCUGCAUUCGGAGGUGACCAGUUCCGUUUACCAGAAGAGAACCAGUUACUUCAGAAGUUCUUCUCCACUUUCUACUGUACUGUGAACCUGGGUGGGUUUAUGGGAAUGGUGGUCACGCCGGCACUGCGCAGGAGUGUCAUGUGUUUUGGAGAUGAUGCGUGCUACGCGCUAGGAUUUGGAUUCCCUGCUUUACUUGUGCUUAUUUCUAUUGUGAUAUUUGUUGCCGGCAAGCCAUCGUAUAGAAUAAAGCAGCCACGUGACAAUGUGACGCUCAAGUUCAUUUCCUGCGCUUGGUACGCGAUCUGCAAGCGCUUCAAAUAUAACUCCGAAUCGGAUGGGAUGCCCAGGGAACAUUGGUUGGAUUACGCUGUCGAGAAAUAUGGCGAAAAACUGGUUGCUGAUAUGAAAGUGGUGUUUUCCAUUCUAUAUCUCUACUUGCCAGUGCCCAUAUUCUGGUCACUCUUUGACCAACAGGGUUCUCGUUGGACUUUCCAAGCUUCAAGGUUACGAAGUGAGGUCUUCGGUGUCACCUUAAUGCCGGACCAGCUACAAGUGAUGAACCCUGCGAUGGUUCUUCUCAUGAUCCCGGUCUGUCCAGGAGGGGCCUGGCCUAUACUCCCAGAUAUGCCACCACUCCAGAAAAUGUUCAUCGGAGGAAUGCUAGCUGCAAUGGCAUUUGUUUCUGCUGGAAUCCUGCAAAUUGGCAUAGAGCGAUCCACAUUGCAAGUUCCUGGUCACCGUCAGACAGGUUUGGUGAUAAUGAACACGUUGGGUUGUCCGGUGGACAUGGCGAUCCGGGGUGAAGGUUUAGCGACGGUGGAGCAGCACGGCACGGCACUCAUGACUCCCUUGCCCCACAAAGGUCUCACUGUCACAGCCACCAGCCCUGUGAACUGUGCUGGAAGAGUUAUGAAAAAGCAUAUCGCGAAAGAAGAAUUGAAAACCGUAGCUGGAAUGUUCAUGCCAGUUGUAAUUGGACAGAAUUCUGAUGAUCAAAUCGGCUUGUAUUUCAUGGAUCCGAAUCCUUUUGUGAAGUCGCUGACUGGGAAACCAAAGUUAAAAGUUGUUUACGUCGGUGAUACAGGACCGAAUAAAAACGUGUCGAUAGCCGUGGAAACAGAGAAGCGACUGAGUGACAUUUACUACGUGUCGGAUGCCCCAGUUGACCAUAUUGGCGAGUCGGCAUACAUGUGUCUACAGCCCGGCAAGUUUCGAUGGCGAGCGUUGAGUGCGGAUGGCGAAAUGUCAGGCUCUGGUGAGGGGUACCUUCGAGCUGGUGGAGUAUACGUGCUGUGCCUGAGAGAACGGCUCGGCAGGUUGGAUGCAGCAGUACUACAUGCACCUAAUCCUCCCAACGAGCUGCAUCUAGCCUGGAUAGUGCCACAAUAUCUGCUGGUCUCCGUUGCUGAGAUCAUGUUUGCUGUGUCUGGUCUUGAAUUCUCAUUUACACAGGCUCCAAAAAGUAUGAAGACAAUAACCAUAGCUGCUUGGUACGUCUCAGUGGCGUUUGGAAACUUGAUCGUUAUUCUCGUUGCCCAAACCAAGAUAUUUCAGUCCAGGGCGACGGAAUUUUUCGUGUACGCCGGUAUGCUUGCUAUCGCAAUGUUGGUGUUCCUGCGGAUGGCACAAGACUACCACUCAAGAAAUAUCGACGCGGACGCCUCUUCCUCAGAAAGUCGUCCAUUGCUUCACCAUCGAUCCAAAGUGAUCUCAGUGCAUUCGUUGUCGACGUCAAGUACUCGUGCCUUCGGCGGGACGGGCAGCAGUGCAGCUUCGUGUUUGGGCGUGAUGGAGCGCUCACGACCCGCGGCCUGGCCUCAGCGAGCAUACGUCCAUAUAGCCACACCAAGCACGGCAGAACCCAAAGCUACAACACUAGCACAGGAAUAAUAACUUAUUUACAUAACACCUGGCUUUUAAACAGAUUCCGUUAAGACAGUUUAUGUAAUUUGCAUUCAAGUAAUAAGUUCGAUUGAAUUAAAAAGUGCCUCCUUCAUCAUUUGACACAAAAAAUUGAUGCGAUAAAAAGAGAAAACGUCGUACGCACACUAUCUGAAAAUGUUCUUACAUUUGAGGUGCUACGCCGCUACGGCGCUACGCAACGUAGCGAUAGCUCGUAGCAGAUUACGUAGCCUUAUAAUUUAUCAGACAGUUUGUUCAUAAGCCCCGUUUUAAUAAUUUAUUGUUAUCAUCGUCAUCAUCAAAAGCCUAUAAGAGCUACGUUUGUUUAAUGCGGGUUGGCGAUUUUAAACUUAUAAAUAGACAUUAUAAGCCCAGGUUUCCCAACGAUAUUUUCCUUCUCUGUAUACCACUGGUGUCUGAAUAAUUUUAGAAAGUACGUAUAAGUAACUCGAAAAAAAAACCACAUUGGUACUGGCUAGGUUUCGAAUCCGCGUAUGCAUGAGAACUACCACGAUAUAUUUUAUAGUAAAGACUGACAGGUGUUAUAUUAAACAAAUGACCUGAUGGUAAUGAUGUAUGCUCGUCAUGCAACCCUGGAGGACAUUGAUAACCACAUUUGGAUGCCUGAUGGCAUAGAAAUGUGAAUUAUCUAGUUAGUCGAAUAACAGGUGUAUCAUUAUCAAUUCGUUUGCAAACUCAAUGAAAAUUUAGUAAACCAUGUAUUCAGGUAGUAGUGAUGUCCGUAAAUAUUACUGAUAUCGACGUUUUGUACAAGGGGACGGCAGAUUAAAAAUAUUUACGUAAGUAUGCAAAGGUUUUUUAAAGUAGUUUAAAGCGUUUAUUUAGAACAU